AUGUCGAGAUCAAAAUAUCAGACGGUAGAUCCGCAAGCUCCUCCUGAGCCCAAACGAGUGCUUAAAAUGGUACUCCUGGUCGGCUCGAUUAUGGCGAUGGCAGUGAUUCUUUCGUUGGCGACGGUCCUAACUGGCCGUCCUGACGUUGCGCCGCUGAUUCGAGUCGCCACAAUCCCUGAAGACAAAAAGUUGAGUGCCGAGACAGAGCGCCGGCUCAUUAUUGUUGGUGACGUCCACGGCCAAUUACACGAGUUCAAGAAACUGCUCAAGGAGGUCCGCUUUGACAAGAAAAAAGAUCUCGUGGUCCUACUUGGAGAUUUCACCACAAAGGGCCCAGACUCUCUUGAUCUUAUUGAUAAGGCGAUUGAUAUUGGCGCCAUGUGCGUACGCGGUAACCAUGAAGACGAGCUUGUAUCUUUGUAUGCUGAAGCACACCACCUAGACAUCCCCAAAACCUACCCCCCACAUGCCAGUGCUACGACCAUUACUUUCGGCGAGCAGCCCACUCCGACCCUGGAUCCUACCCCUGGCCCCAAACGUGAUGAUGAUUCCAAAUUGCCGUUCCCCGACUAUUCGCACGAGGCGCCCAACCCCAACUUCGAAGUCGAGGUUGCCGAUCGGCAUCGAGACUGGCCACUUGCCAAAAAAAUGAAGAAACAUCAUAUGAAGUACAUCCAAAACUGUCCGUCUGUCUUGGAGCUCGGAAAUGUUUCUAAAAGGGGUAUCAACGGCGUAGCUUGCCAUGGUGGAUUGGUUUGGCAUCAGAGGGACCUGGAGGACCAGGACCCAGAGGUGACUUUGCGCAUUCGAGGUUUGCUACCCCCCAACUAUAUGCAGCCAUCUGAAGGUAAAGAUGGUGAAGCUUGGUACAAAUACUGGGGUGACGAGCAGCGCCGACGUCCAAAGAACGAGCGCUACCAGGUGUUCUACGGCCACGACGCUUCCAAGGGUCUCCAGCUGCAUAAAUACAGCCGCGGCCUUGACUCUCGGUGUGUGAAAGGCGGUGAGCUUUCAGCAUACGUCAUUACUGUGGAUAGCAAGGGCCAUUUCCACGAGAAGUUGCAUCAGGUUGACUGUUCCGCCGCAUAG
Messenger RNA from Wickerhamiella sorbophila, 1089 nucleotides. RefSeq lists its product as hypothetical. The transcript has a single exon. Gene Ontology annotation, biological process: polyphosphate catabolic process. The coding region runs from base 1 to 1089 and encodes 362 amino acids. Gene Ontology annotation, molecular function: phosphatase activity; endopolyphosphatase activity. Gene Ontology annotation, cellular component: cytoplasm. Lineage: Eukaryota; Fungi; Ascomycota; Dipodascomycetes; Dipodascales; Trichomonascaceae. The record is from RefSeq and is a predicted model, not a curated record.